Molecule: messenger RNA, 2034 nt
Organism: Closterium sp. Yama58-4
Lineage: Eukaryota; Viridiplantae; Streptophyta; Zygnematophyceae; Desmidiales; Closteriaceae
Source: the annotation of a GenBank genome assembly
AUGGCGAGCCAAGCAGUAGCGCCACGGCAGUGGGUUCCGCCCGCGGCGGCGCGCGGGGGGAGGCGGAGCAAGUGCUCGUGGGGGCAAUUUCACCUUCAGUGGCGGGCGGCGAGUGCGGGGCUGAGGAGCCGCGAGGCGCAAAGACCAUCAGCCAUCCACUCCGCAGGCCCGGCCUUCAAGCGCGCAUGGCAUCGACCGGCGGCAUCGCCGCGCGGAGUGAAGGCGCUGCGAGUCCGCGCCGCUCUGAGCAUCGAUGCCGCACGCAGCAACACGGCAGUCGACCCCUUCUCGUUGCUCUCCGCCGUUCCGGCGCUCCGCGCGCCGCCUCUAGAGGAGGACGCAACGUGCAUGGCGGUGGGCGAGAUCCUCGCGGGAGGCGGAAGUCGCCGCUCGGAAGAGGGAUAUCUGGGGGAAGCUUGCGCUGCUGCCGACGUGCCCUCGACGCCCAACCGCCUGGCGUCCCGGUUAGGCGUGCUCUUCUUAUCCGCCGCGGCUGCAGCGGCGGCGGGAACGAGCAUGUCUGCGCAGGCCGUGCAGGCGGAAGCAGUGCGGACGGACGCCUUUCAGGCGGAAACAGUUUGGGCGGAGGCAGUGCAGGCGGAGGCAGCAGCGACAGCACUGACAGCAGUGACGGCACCAGCAGAGGCAGAACGGCAGGCGGCAGAGAUUGCGUGGCAGCUGCCGCCCGUAGCGGUGGUUGCUGCUACAGCCGUGCCAGCUGUCGGUCCAGCUGGCGGUAGUCGUAGUCCACGUAAGCAGACAGCUCAGCAGCACGUGGCAGCGCUGGAGGGGCGCAUGCAGCGGAUGAUGGCGUGGGUGCGCCAGGGCAGGCGGGGGCGGGCGGAGGUACCGGGGGAAGCGGGGCGCGAGGGGCAAGAGGAGCAGUCAACGGCAGCGCAGCAGGCUGAGCUGCGGCGGCGAGUGGCGGGGGUGGUGGAGGGGCGGAGGGCGACCAGGCGGAAACAGCGAGGGGGAGGGGGGGACGUGGAGGGCUCGGGGGGGCGAGGGGCCGUGGGCUUGGAGGAGGCGGGCAGUGGAGUGGGAGGAGCGCGGUUGAGAGAGAUGGGAGGAGAGGGAGUGCGGUUGAGCGGUGGUGGGGAGUGGCUGAAGGGGGUGGCAGAGCAGUAUGGCAUGGCGCUGCCGUCAGCUGUGGGGACCAGCAGGGGUGGAGCAGCCACGAGCAGCAACGACCCAGCAGCAUCAGCGGCGGCGGCGGUGGUGGCGGGGAGGGUGCUAGCGGCGCUGAGGCAAGCGGAGCAGUCCACUCGCUCUGCAGCAACCCCACACCCCGCCACGCCACCUGCCUCCUCCCCCCCACACGCCGCAGCAGCUGCUGAGAGCAGGGCGCGGGCGAUGCAGCCAGCGCUGUCGCCCCUUGAACAGAAGCUGGAGGAGGCGGAGGCAGCGUGGCAGCGGUACGAGGCGGCGGUGCAGUGGACGGAGGGGCGCCUCUCAGCACUCGGCAUGCUCGCCCUCACCUCCACCUGCCCGCCCUCGUCCUCCCUUGCUGCCUCGCGCACCCAGCUGCUCUCCUCCCUCGCCUUCGCCCAGAAACGCGCAGCUGAGGAGGAGCAGCGAGUCAUCCACCUGCGCCAGCAGCUCACCAACAGCCGCACGCUCUCACAACCCCCCUCUUCCACAUCCUCACCCUCCUCGCCCCUCUUCACCGCACUGCCUCCUUUCCAAUCCACCGUAACACAACCUGCGUCCCCGUCUCUCCUUCCUACACCGUCACCGCCAACAGCAGUGCCCUCCUCCUCCUCACACACUCCCCACCCACCGCGCUCGUUGUCGCUGCCGUCACGGCUGCUCUCACCCGCCGCAUGGUGCCCCACCGAGGCCGCUCACACCACCCAGACCUUGCCCGACGCCACCACCACCCUCGCCAGCACCCACGCUGCCUUGAGCAUUCUCCAGCAGGCGCCAGUGCUGGUGGAGGGGGCAGGCGGGGGCGAGUGGGCGAGGGAGUUCGUGGCGGAGUCGGUGGCGAGGGAGCUCAGCAAGCGCCGCACCGCCCAUGGCCACGCAGCGUGA